GGAGGGAGGAUAAAGCAUUUCCUUUUUUCCAAUUCCAUCACACUGCGGAGCAAAACCCCAGGCUGCUGUACAAAAUAGUGAGGAUUAAAGUGAACAGACCUAGAGGAUGCAACAGAAACUUCCAUCCAGCACAGUGGGCGCUAGACAUUGUGGAAAUAAGAGGAUAGAGUUCAUCCUGGAUUUAGCAAAGUUUGACGUCUUUUCUUCCGUGGACAUGAGGAAUAGGCUGGAGUGUCAUCACUGAAGUGUUGCCUAAGGGAAAGCAAAUCUUUUCACAUCUGAGACUUUGGGUUCAUUUAAGAAAGUGCAAGUUGAGGGAAACAUUUUCACCAAGUUCUCGACGGUUUUCCAGAUCAGCAGAUCCAGACAACGGCUAAUUAAAUACAUCACACCCUAAAGAAAAAAGUAGCGCAUUUCCUCACUUUUUGCAACUUAGGAUUUUAGACUUCAUUAAAGUCGCUGAUAUGAACACAUGACUAACUUUAAUUUUCGUUCUGGGACUUUAAUGCAAACACUCCCAAGAAUAACGGGGUGUGAGAGUCUUUGUGCUGGAUAUCUACUCUGUCGACAUUUUUGGAUAUGGACGGACACAGAGGAGACUGAGUAAAGAAACCGUUUUAAUAAGUAAGAUUUAGGCAUAUCAUAAAAUGUUAUUUGGGUGAAGUUCCUGGAAACUCGUAAGGGAAGUCCAAUGAGUAGCACACAGUCAACACUCACCGACAGGACCCCAAGCAUUCUGAACAAGGACCCCACAGACAAAAAACCAAAGAAUGACAAGUUAUCUGUCCCCCUCAAACACGAGUUUGACCCUACAGGUCUUGUCCAGCGUUGUGUGAUAAUCCAGAGAGAUGAAAAUGGCUUUGGGCUGACAGUCAGCGGAGAUAACCCUGUGUUUGUGCAGCUGGUCAAAGAAGAUGGAGCUGCAAUGCGAGCUGGUGUCCAGACAGGAGAUAGGAUCAUUAAGGUUAACGGGACCUUAGUCACACAUUCAAACCACAUAGAAGUUGUAAAGCUGAUAAAAUCGGGUUCCUAUGUAGCUCUGACAGUGCUGGGGAGGCCUCCGGGGCUUCCUCAGAUUCCCCUGGAGGAGGAAAAGGAAGAGAAAGAGGAAGGAGAAAAGGUCAACUUGUCCUCAUCUCUCUCAGCGCCGCACUCACCUGCACUGCCAGGUGGCGAGCGAUGCACCCCCUCGAUCAGCAGCCCCCAGGAACACAUGACCCCCCCUCUGCCUGAUGGAGCCACUGUAUCCAGAAAUGGUGAGGCUGAGGAUGUGGACAGUGGAUCUCCCAUGAGGGAACACAGCUCAUUCUUGCGGGGUGACAACGCUAGCGACUGGCCCUCGGCUAACAAUAACACUAUGAAUGGCAGCCUCCUCUCAGAGAGUCCUGGCAAAAGAGAAACACCCUGUCAGAGCCCGAACAUCAGCCUGCAAGACAGAUUCAGUUCCUGCUCAUCGCCUGACACUCAGGACACAGUUGACACUGACACCAGUGCCCAGUGCACUGUGGGUAAUCCUCCCUACCUCCUGAACCCCCAGAUCAUUGGAGCAGAAGACGACUACUUUGACUGUCAGCAAGAACAGAUUAAUGGACAGUGCAGCUGUUUCCAGAGUAUAGACAUGCUGAAGUCUCGGCCAGCUCACCUUGCAGUCUUCCUCCAUCAUGUCGUCUCGCAGUUUGACCCUGCACCUCUGCUGUGUUAUCUCUACGCUGAUAUGUACAAGCAAACCAGCUCCAAAGAAAGCAGACGCAUCUUCAUGGAAUUCCACUCCCUCUUCAUGGAUCGAACAGCAAAUCUUAAAGUUCCAGUGCCUGAGACAAUUGCGGCUGAAAUGGAGAAGCGGAGGCUGGAGUUAAUCCCAGAGGAACUCUGCAAGCAGUAUACUCAGAUGCUACAGGAUACACUUCUACCAGACUUGCACAAGAACUUGGAAGACUUCCGACAGAAACGCAGCAUGGGUCUCACUCUGGCUGAAGAUGAGCUGUUGAAACUGAACAUAGAGCAAAGAAAAGACCAGCAGGCCUUGGACAAGGAAUGCUCCUGUGCUGAAAACAUCCUCUCCAAGAUAGAGGAUAUCCUGUUGACAUCACAGCCCUCAGAAGAGGACAAGUGCCACAUGAUGCAGUAUGUGAUUCUCACCUAUAUGAAACACCUCGGGGUGAGAGUGAAGGAGCCUCGUGGCCUCGAGCAUAAGCGAGUGCGAAUCAAUUUCCUGCCGAAAAUUAAGAAGACUAUCAGGCUGGAGAAGGAGGGUGAGGAGAAGGUGAAAAAGCCUCGGUUUCCCAACAUCCUCGGACCUCCUAGGCGCCUGAGCAGAGUGGAUUCAACUUCAGUUGGUAAGGCUGUGGAGAUUAACAAGCAGCGGCCAGCAAAGCAGCCCUCUCAGCCUGCCUUUGGCAUCCUUGAGCAGCUCGACUCUUCUGCCUCAAAUUCUGGACGAAGCCGUGGAAAUCAGCUCAGUGAGGGAUCAGACACUGGUUCCCAUGUUUCGCCUUCCACCUCAUCUCCUUCACACAGCUCUCCCUUUGGUCAGGCUUCAGAUACAAGUGGACAGGAUUCAGACUCCAAUGUGUCUCCGAUGUCCUUCCAGUCCAGACUGAGCGAGGGCCUGCUGCCUGGCGACCACCAGGACGGCUUCUCUAACCCAGCCAGUACUCAGUUUGACUUCAGUCCCUCCAACCUGGACCAGUUACAAGAGGAAGAUCAUGAGACUUUCAGUAGGAUGGAGGUGCAGUGUGGACUGAGUUCAGCAGACAUCCACAGUGAAGACGACCAAGGAGGUGAGGCAGAGUGUGAAGAAGACCCUCUGAACUGGCAGAGUUUGGUCAGUCGAGGUGUCUUGGCAAGCCUAACGCCACAGGAGAUCAAACGGCAGGAAGUCAUCAACGAGCUUUUCUACACAGAGCGUGCCCACUUGCGGAUGCUGAAGGUGUUGGACUGUGUGUUUUACCAAAGGCUGAACAGAGACGGCAUCCUGCCACCAGAAGACAUCAAGCAUAUCUUUAUUAACCUGGAGGAAAUCAUUCAGCUGCAUGCUACUAUAAUGGAACAAAUGACGGCAAUCAGGAAGAGGAAUGAGACAUCGGUGAUUGGUCAGAUUGGCGACGAUCUCCUGGGAUGGUUCAGCGGGGAGGAAGAAGAGAAGAUAAAAAUAAGGGUGGGCACGUUCUGUAGUAACCAGCCACCAGCUCUGGAGCUCAUCAAGACCAGGCAGAGGAAAGACCAGAGGUUCAACUUAUUUUUGCAGGAAGCUCAAAGCAACCGUCUGUGUCGCAGGCUGCAGCUUAAAGACAUCAUUCCUGUAGAAAUGCAGAGAGUGACCAAAUACCCUCUCCUACUGGACAAUAUUGCUAAGUACACAGAGGAUGGUGAGGAGAGGGAAAAGGUGAAGAAAGCUGGAGAAUGUUGCAAAAAGAUCCUCAACCAUGUCAACCAGGCUGUCAAAGAGGCUGAGAAUAAGCAGAGGCUCGAGGAGUAUCAGAGAAGGUUAGACCUCUCAUCACUCAAGCAGAGUGAAAACCCCAUGAUCCUGGAGCUGAAGAAUCUGGACCUGACCAAGAGGAAGAUGAUACAUGAGGGUCCUCUCUCUUGGAAAAUCAAUAAAGACAAGACCAUUGAAAUGUAUACAAUCCUCCUGGAGGACAUUCUGGUUUUGCUGCAGAAACAGGAUGAGCGCCUGGUUCUCAAAUUCCAUGGCAAGAAUCUGGUCAGCACCACUGACACCAAGCACAUCUUCAGUCCUGUCAUCAAACUCAACACGGUUUUGGUUCGUCCAGUGGCAACUGACAACAGGUCUUUCUUCGUACUGUCCAUGUCAGAAAACGGGGCUCAGAUCUACGAGCUGAUGGCUCAGACGGUGUCCGAUCAGAGAAUGUGGCAGUGUUUAAUCACACAGUGUGCUGAGGCCAUGAAGGCCAAGCCUCAUAACAGUGACACAGCUCAGGCUGAUGCUGAGCAGGAUGCAAUUGAUAUCAUCAGCUGUGAACUGCCCAGAUCGAACAAAGAUCCUAAUGGGACGUCAGCCGGAGGUAUUCACUCUACAGACAUUCAGGCUCCACCGAUGAGUAUCAACCCCUUUGAUGGCAUGAAAUCAGAGGAUGAGGAGGAUGAGCUGGCUAUGUCCGAGAGACACGAGGAAGAGGAGGAGGAUGAACAGGUGGAUGAAGCAGAAUUAGAAGCCUUCCUGGAUGGGCAGCUGGCAGACAGGUUGCCCUUCCUGCGGCAGGAAGGUUCACGUCAGGGCAUUGCUAUUGAAAACCAAGAAACUGAAUUCAUCAUACCCUCCUCCAAAGCUGAAGAUGCUCUACAGACAUUGGCAUUGCUGAAGCAGGCUAUUUUCAACCACAUGAUGAGCAGAGAGGCAGAGGAGGAGAAAGAGAAGAACAAGCAGACUGGGACCCCAGGGUGUCAGCUGACUGCCUCCUCGACUGGGGGCCCUGAGGGGCUUCCUGCUGCAUGUGAUGAGAGCCAAACAUCUGGUCAUUUUUCUGGACACACAGACCCCCCUGAGACAAGUGAACGCAAUGGUGGUUUUGUUGUUCUGGAUUUCAGUGUGUGCUCCGAGGAGAGCAGCACAGAUGAUGAUGGUGGAGGUGAUGUGGGGAUAGACAUGAGAAAACUGCUGUCUUCUUCCUCACAGACAGGGGAUGGCCCCAACCUCAGCCGGCAGCUUAUGACCCACCUGCGCCUCCUACAGGCUGACUUGCAGUAUCUGAAGGAGGUGGAGAUGAAGUACAACGAGCUGUGUCAAACACACAGUGACACGGCUACUGACUCAGAUGACAACAAUGAUGGGAUUCAGACAUAAAAGACUUUCUAUUCCCUCGGUCAUAUGAGAAAAGGUUUAAAUCACUUCAUCCUCAGAACUCUGGUUCAGCUCAAUAAUGGAAGCUUAGUGUCUGAUCGGUGACUUUCCACAAUUAGUGGAAGGUGUUAUCAUCAUGUUGAGCAGGAGCUACUUCUUACAAGAGACACUGUGGAAUUACCAGAGGAUGGGUCAGUCACCUUUUACUAUAAUAGCAGUCAAAUGCAUAAACUAUCUUAAACGCUGGAUAUUUGAAAUGGAAAAGGAAGGGUGUGAAGUCACACAGAUAUACAGCAGAGAAGUAUUCAGAAAUGAAAAGAGGCAUGAAAGCUGUGUCAGUGACCAGAAUGAUUAUCUGAUGAUAAACAUAGUUUGACUUGUUCAGGACUCAGAGUACUGUGUAAGCUUGAUGUAAAUAUCUGCAAUAAGAGAUAAGAGCUAUUCAGCCCAGUAUGCUUCAUAGUUGAAUAUGCUUAAAGAUGGACUUCCUUAUUUUGUAACAGCCCUGAAAGUUUCUUAUCAGCAUACUGAUUGUUUUUUUUAUUUUUUAUUUCAGCAACAUUCACAGAAAUUGUUCAAAAGCUGUUAUAAUAAUGAUGAUAAUAUCAUUCUUACUGUUCCCAAAUGUCUCAAAGGCUGUUUUAUAUUGUACUAUAUGUUUUUAUCUUAACUUGGCAAAAUGCUGAAAUUGAGGAGGAACAGUUAGCCUGACUAUGUCUAAAAACACAGCUAAAUCUCACCAGUUAACAAAUUGUGUUUUGAUUGUUUAAUUCAUACACAAACAGUAAUGUAAACAUUAGUUUGUGGCUUUGACAGAUCUAGGAUAGCUGUUUCCCCCUGCUGUCACUCAUUAUGCUAAGCUAAGCUAACAGCAUACUGGCAUCUACAUACUGAAUGCACAGGCAUGAGAAGGUGCUGUAUUCACACAAAAUCUCACUCUUGAAAAGAAAGUAGAUAAUCAGAAUGGCGAACUGUUCCUUUAAACAGCUAAAAUAGUUGAGGCAUUUGAUUGUAAAAUUCAUAUUUUUUUUUGUCUAGGUAGAUUGGAUUGUAUUUGUGGCGACUGGAUACUGAUUGUUGGGCAAAUAGCAUGCAAGUAUAAAGCAGUAUAGCAACUAAACUUCCUAUUACACUUGAAUGUAGCAUAAUAUGGCAAACAAAUAAAAACAUCUAAUGAGGAAGGCCAGGAUGCACUUCACUGCUAAAGUUUCAUGUACCAACCACCCAGCCAAACUAAACAUGUCUUGCUAAAAAAAUAAACAAACAAUAGAGAAGGAUGGAGCGGCAGAUGGAGGAAAAACAGAAACUCCUUAAUCUUUGUGUUUAAAAAAAUGAAUCAAUGACUCAUGGAUCAAUAAAGCGCCAAACAUUGUGCAGUAUGCAAAUUGAAACAACAAAAACAACAGCUAUGAAAAGAAAUGCUCAUACACUGUGUAACUGCUGGUAUUUUUCUGAUGCCACAUGCAUCUAAUAGCACCACCUAACAGAUUUUGCAGAGUGUGUGCACAUUACAUUUUAAUGAAUUGAACUUCAUUAUAGAAUUACAUUUUUCCAUAUUUGUAUAUGUCCAUGAUAGUGUGCACAAUGAUGUGAAUGACAAACCUGAGUUUUUUUCCCUUUUCUGUACAAACACUAAAAAUGAAUUUAAUCUUUUUUCACCUGAAAAAAUGUCAGAAUGUUUUCAGUUCCUGCAACCAACUAUUCAUAAAACCCACCCUCAGCUUGUAAUGCCAGCUUGCUUUGCAUUUCAUUCCCAGCUCUUUGUCUUUAGGCAGAAAGAUUCACUCAUCAGACCUCUGCACCUCACUGUCAUGGUCGUACCACAAGACUGCACAGGUGACAUUAUGGCUUUGACUUUUGGACAAAAGAGACAAAAAGAAAAGAGAAACCUAAAAUAUUUAUAUAUAUGAACAAGAACGAUUGUUAUGGACUGUUUUUAAUGUAAAGAAAUAUAAUGUACAAUUAUGACUAUAGCAAAUGUUUUUCGUGUUGUACUUGUUUUUUUUUUUUUCGCAGUUCAAUCAUGUAACGUUUUAACAGAAACUACCUAAAAAGAGGAUGUUGUAUCUGUGCUGCAUCAAUUUGUUUUGUAAAUGUUCUUUUCAAAAUGUAAUUUUUAUUAUUACAUCACUAUUAACCCUGCUAUCCUGUUUGCUGACUUUGGUGAGAAAACAAAGUGGCUCAUUUUUGAGAGGAGACUGAAAUGAAGAGAAAGAAAAUGUACAUCUUCAUUUUAGCUGGUCUCCGGUGGAGAGUUUCAAAAUCAAUUUAAGGGCUCAGUUUGUAUCUGGGACAUGCCCACCACCAGCACAAAAAUCUCUUUGGAUCUGAUUGCAGGCUGUAUGGCCAUGUUGCACACUUCAAAACUAAAAGUGGAUUUUUUAGGAACCUCCUCUACAUAAACAAAUUAAUCAUUUUUAAUUGGUUAAUCCAUCCAUUUUAUACAGCUUCUCCAGAUCCAGGAUGCAUUAGUUAGUUAAUUAUAUCAGAAAAAAAUUAUUGUUAUAUACAGUACCACUGGAAUAUUUUUUCCCCACACAAAUGUGAUAUAAUAAA
Messenger RNA from Monopterus albus (swamp eel), 7360 nucleotides. RefSeq names its product Rho guanine nucleotide exchange factor (GEF) 12b (gene arhgef12b). The record is from RefSeq and is a predicted model, not a curated record. Gene Ontology annotation, biological process: G protein-coupled receptor signaling pathway; Rho protein signal transduction. Gene Ontology annotation, cellular component: cytoplasm. NCBI's taxonomy places the organism in Eukaryota, Metazoa, Chordata, Actinopteri, Synbranchiformes, Synbranchidae. Gene Ontology annotation, molecular function: G protein-coupled receptor binding; guanyl-nucleotide exchange factor activity. The transcript has 36 exons. The coding region runs from base 692 to 4807 and encodes 1371 amino acids.